Molecule: messenger RNA, 357 nt
Organism: Cylindrotheca closterium
Lineage: Eukaryota; Bacillariophyta; Bacillariophyceae; Bacillariales; Bacillariaceae
Source: the annotation of a GenBank genome assembly
AUGGACGGCAAAUUUUUCGAUCCCAAAGAUAACGACAAAGUCGUCGUCCGCGAACCACAAUGGAUGUACAUGGGCCCCAUCCUUGCGGCCCCCAUCGCCCAUAUAUGUGUGACACUGUAUCGAGAUGCCAAGACUCCCCGACAGAAACAACUACUCUUGGGAGUAGGAGUUGUGGGAACUACCAUUGCCACUUUUGGCAUGAGAUUAUAUCUCUUUAGCCAUGCGGGGUAUCCUGGUACCCACAAUGCGGGUGCUACCCAACGAGAACGGACCGUGACACUGGAAGAAAAGAAGGCACUCAUCGACGAUGCAUCCAUCUCCAAAAAGGCAAGGGAAACGAUGCGUGGAUUUGCAUAA